AUGUCUUCGUUAACGAAUAUUUAUCGAUUAAGUUCAAAUCUACUUGGAGGAUAUAAAAGUAUUUUUCAAGGGAGAUCGAGUUGGUUUUGUCCUCCCCAAACAUGUACGUAUGCGAAAAAAUCCGCAGAAGAAAGGUUAGGCAUAGAAAAACCCAAGCGCCCUUUAACACCAUUCUUCAAAUUUAUGGCUCAAAUGCGACCAGCUAUUUUGGCUAAAAACCCGAGUAUUACAUCUAAAGAAGCUGUAGCAUGGACAUCAAAGCACUGGCAACAGCUUGACAGUGAAACUAAAACACAAAUGACUAAAGAGUAUGAAAAAGACAUUGAAGACUAUAAAAAAAUUAGGGACUUAUAUCAGGCAUCACUGACAGAAGAGCAAAAAGAGGAUAUUAAACGAGUAAAGGAAGAAAUGGCAGCUGCCAAGGAAAAAAGAAAAUUAAAGGCUGACUAUAAGGAUCUAGGUCGUCCAAAAAAGCCUAUGUCCUCUUAUAUUCUUUAUAUGACAUCAAGAAAGGAUGUGAAUAAAAAAAAGGAUCUUAAGAGUUACCAAGAAACAGUUAAGGCUGAUUGGCUUAGUUUACCAGAGAAUGAGCGAAAAAAGUUAGAAAAACAGGCUCAAGAUCUUAUGGAGAAGUAUAAGAAAGAUUUAAAAGCAUGGGAAAUUAAAAUGAUAUCAAUUGGUCGUAUGGAUCUUGUACGUCAGAAAGUCCCCCGCAAGAAAACAAAGGCAGUAGAAAAUGAAUAG
Molecule: messenger RNA, 744 nt
Organism: Leptosia nina
Lineage: Eukaryota; Metazoa; Arthropoda; Insecta; Lepidoptera; Pieridae
Source: the annotation of a GenBank genome assembly